AUGGGGAUCCGAGAGUUUCCUGGCAGCGCACCCAGGGGCAAAGGCAUCGCCAUUGGCAUGAGGAGGUCACCGGACGUCAGCCCCCGGAGACUGUCAGACAUCAGCCCCCAGCUCCGGCAGCUCAAAUACUUGGUGGUGGACGAGGCGAUUAAGGAGGAUCUGAAAUGGUCGCGCUCGGUGGAGGACCUCACCAGCGGGCCCGUGGGGCUCACGUCCAUCGAGGAGCGGAUUCUGCGCAUCACCGGCUACUACGGCUACCAGCCUUGGGCGACGAGCUACAAAAGGGAGGAGCGCCCCCGGGACUCCCCGGGCCCGGCGGAGGCCCAGGCGCCGGCGGGCACCGAGGCCGGUGGGAGAUCGAGCCGCCGCUGCUGGAGAUGCUCCCGCGCGCAGCUCAAGAAGAUCUUCUGGGGUGUGGCGGUGGUGCUGUGCGUGUGCGCCUCCUGGGCGGGCGCCACGCAGCUCGCCAAGCUGACCUUCAGGAAGUUCGAUGCUCCCUUCACCCUGACGUGGUUUGCCACCAACUGGAACUUUUUAUUCUUCCCCUUGUACUACGCGGGGCACAUCUGCAAGUCAGCGGAGAAGCAGUCAGUGAAGCAGAGAUACAGGGAGUGCUGUCGAUUUUUUGGAGACAAUGGCUUGACUUUGAAGGUGUUUUUUACCAAGGCAGCACCCUUUGGUGUUCUUUGGACUCUCACAAACUACCUGUACUUACAUGCAAUAAAGAAAAUAAACACUACGGAUGUCUCCGUAUUGUUCUGCUGCAACAAAGCUUUUGUGUUCUUGCUCUCAUGGAUCGUUCUCAGGGACAGGUUCAUGGGAGUGAGGAUCGUGGCCGCCAUCCUCGCCAUCGCUGGGAUCGUGAUGAUGACCUACGCGGAUGGCUUCCACAGCCACUCCGUCAUCGGCAUAGCCCUGGUGGUGGGCUCGGCAUCCAUGUCCGCCCUCUACAAGGUCCUGUUCAAGCUCCUCCUGGGCAGUGCUAAGUUUGGAGAAGCCGCCUUAUUUCUUUCCAUUCUGGGUGUGUUUAACAUCCUCUUCAUCACCUGUAUUCCUGUCAUCCUCUACUUUACCAAAGUGGAAUACUGGAGCUCUUUUGAUGACAUUCCAUGGGGAAACCUUUGUGGAUUUUCAGUCCUCUUAUUGACAUUCAAUAUUGUAUUAAAUUUUGGAAUUGCUGUUACAUAUCCAACUCUGAUGUCUCUUGGAAUCGUCCUCAGCGUACCUGUGAAUGCAGUGGUUGAUCACUACACCAGUAAGAUCGUUUUCAACAGCGUCCGGGUAAUUGCCAUCAUCAUCAUCGGCCUGGGCUUCCUCCUCCUCCUCCUGCCUGAGGAGUGGGACGUCUGGUUGAUUAAGCUGCUCACUCGCCUCAAAGUGAGGAAGAAGGAGGAGGCGGCUGAGGGUGGAGCAGACCUGGGCUUGGGGCUUCAGAGCAAGAGCAGAAGGGCCCGGCCCUCCUUCGCCCGCUGA
Molecule: messenger RNA, 1473 nt
Organism: Budorcas taxicolor (takin)
Lineage: Eukaryota; Metazoa; Chordata; Mammalia; Artiodactyla; Bovidae
Gene: SLC35F3
Product: solute carrier family 35 member F3
Exons: 8
Coding region: 1-1473 (490 amino acids)
Biological process (GO): thiamine transport
Cellular component (GO): membrane
Source: RefSeq, a predicted model, not a curated record